Molecule: messenger RNA, 1200 nt
Organism: Populus nigra (black poplar)
Lineage: Eukaryota; Viridiplantae; Streptophyta; Magnoliopsida; Malpighiales; Salicaceae
Exons: 4
Coding region: 70-1200 (376 amino acids)
Source: RefSeq, a predicted model, not a curated record
CUCCUUAUCAUUACAAAUUUCAAAGCAGAAAAGAAGUAGUAGUACAGAAAAGAAAGUUUUCGAACAAAAAUGUAUGUGACUAGGCCUCUUUCGAUGUACAAAAGAAAUCCCUCAGCUCUUUCAUCAGCUCCUCCUGAAGGUUCAAAUUCUGGUAUAUUGAUAAUACAAGAUGAAGAAGAUGAUCUUACUUGUUGUUUUUGCUGCUCCAAGAUCGAUUUUGUCGAAGACCUGCCUUUCCCGCAGAUCAAGAAUCUAACAGUUAGCUACACCACAACCACAGGUAAUAAUGGACUGACCACAAGCACAGGUAAUAGUGGACAGACUAUUAACAGUACAAACGAAGUUAUCUUCAUCCCUGUGCUUAAUCAGCCACUGUCUUCCAACCGAUACUACGUGAUCGAGCGUCAAGGGAAGCAUAAAGGGGAAGCACACACAAAUGCUAAAGAGGAAGACGAAACAACGUGCUGUUUUGGCUUCUGUAGACAUAAUCCGGAUAAGGAACCGCAGUCUUUCGACCCCAAGGACGUGUACGAGCAAUUUGAGAUUUGCAAGAGUAAAAGGUUUGGUUACGUUUCAAAAUCGGUGGCUCCAGAUGGCAUCCCUCCAUAUUUCUUAAGGAGAAAAGGCUGGACAGUGUCAACCUCAACUGCACGUGAUUUUGAAUUGAAGGAAGCAGCAGGCCUUGACAGAAAUCUCCGAGCCCGCCUUCCAGAUUUCCACCUGCCAUUAUCACAAAGAAGUUCUGCACCUGUUGUUGUAGGAAACUGGAAUUGUCCUUUCAUGUUUAUCAAAGAAGGAAAACUGAAGGACCAGAUGAGUAUUUCAAGGUACUAUGAAAUGACACUGGAACAAAGAUGGGAACAAAUUUUCGCAAGUGAAUAUAAUUCUAGUGAAGGCAACUCUGUCGUUGUGGAUGCUGUUGUUCAAAGAGAAACGGUUGCUGUUGCAGGUAGAGAAGUUGCACCUGACAAAAGGAAUGCAGCUGAUGGGGUGAUGUGGUUUAGGAGCUCCGGCGAUGUUGGAGGAGAAGCAAGUGUGGGGUUGAGUUUAGAAAUUGUGGGGGGGAUGGAGUGGGAGCAAGAAAGAGCUAUAUUGAGUAUUUUCUAUGCCUUGCAUAGAAAACAGGAAAAAGUCUAUCAGGCUGUACUGGGCGAGGAUCAUAUCUUCCAGUAUUACAAAGAGAAAGUUCUCGACAAUUGA